Mytilus californianus (California mussel) is the source of this 2027-nucleotide messenger RNA. RefSeq names its product procathepsin L-like. The record is from RefSeq and is a predicted model, not a curated record. Gene Ontology annotation, molecular function: cysteine-type endopeptidase activity. Gene Ontology annotation, cellular component: lysosome. Lineage: Eukaryota; Metazoa; Mollusca; Bivalvia; Mytilida; Mytilidae. The coding region runs from base 337 to 1083 and encodes 248 amino acids. The transcript has 9 exons.
UCUUUUCUAUAUAUAAGAAUAAACGUCUGUAAUUAUCACGGUUAUUUCUUAAUAUGAUAAUCAUUCGGACGGGCGAUUUGAUAUCGUUAAAACCAUGAUACCUGUUUUUUUAUUUGUUCUGUUCAUUGGUAAUUCAGCGUUACAUCAAAUCAACACUGACUUAGAUAGAGAAUGGCUUCUUUUUAAAAAGCAUACCACAAAGUUUACGACGAUGGAAGUGAAGAUCAAUUGAGACGAUCGAUUUGGGAGGAAAAUAUUCAAUACAUUCAACACCACAAUUUGGCGGCUGACAGAGGAGAACACAGUUAUUGGCUUGGUUUGAAUCAUAUAGCUGAUAUGUCUGUUGAUGAGGUGAUAGAGACAAUGACAGGGGGAAUCAUGCCUGGAAACAAAAGUGAAGGUUCGACAUUCCUCCUUCCAAAUAAUGUUGAGAUCCCCAGUGAAGUUGACUGGACAAAGAAGGGCUAUGUUACUCCUGUAAAAAACCAGGGUCGAUGUGGAUCAUGUUGGGCUUUCUCAGCUACAGGAUCAUUAGAAGGGCAGCAUUUUAGGAAAACAGGGAAACUCGUAUCGUUAUCGGAACAAAAUCUGAUGGACUGUUCAUCAAAAUAUGGGAAUGAAGGCUGCAAUGGAGGUUUUGUAGGUGCUUCAUUUGCAUACGUCAAAGAAAAUAGAGGAAUAGAUACAGAAAAUGGCUACCAAUACCAGGGAAAGGUCGGAAGCUGCAGGUACACACAAUCUAACAUUGGAGCUACUAUCACAGGACACACGGUGAUUAAAAAGGGAGAUGAAAAUCAGUUGAAGGAGGCCGUAGCAACAGUGGGGCCUGUGUCGGCAUGCAUUCACGCGGAUAAAAAAUUUCAGUUGUAUAAACGAGGUGUCUUCAACAAUCCGAGCUGUAAUUCCUAUAGGACAAAUCACUGUGUCCUGGUUGUUGGAUAUGGCACACAAAGUAACGAUGAUUAUUGGCUUGUUAAGAACAGUUGGGGAAACAGAUGGGGAAUAGAUGGAUAUAUAUUGAUGUCAAGGAACAAGGACAAUCAGUGUGCCAUAGCAACCUCUGCCAUGUUCCCUCUAAUGUGAUAAUUACAUGUUCUUCUCUUUAACGUGUUUGAAUCGCUUAGAAUACUUCAUUAAUAUUUAAACAAAAUCCUAUGAAAAAUUAAAAAAAUGAGGGAUACUAAAGAAACGUAUAAUAUGAUUUCCGAACGAAAGUGACGAAAAGACAAAUUAUUAAAGCUGAAAUUAGCUGGUUUAAUUGUAAAUAAACGGAAAGGUCAAACUAAAAAAAUGUUGAAAUAUGCUCUUAAGAAACAUAUAACAAAUCAAUACAAUCAGUUCGCAUAUACGAACCUACAAUUUUUGGGUUCGCUUUUCGUAAUCUUACUUUUUAACCUCAAAACUAGUUUUAGGAAAACAUUGCUUAGUUAAAAAAAUAAGAAUGUACAGACACGAAAAAUCAUCGUACAACUUUAUGACAGGCUUGCAUAGUUAAUAGCAAUACCAAAUAUCAGUAUUCUAGUUUCAGCGAAUAAUGUCAGUAUACUUUACAUUUAUUUUAUUUAAUAGUUUGAAUUUGUUUUGAGUCCUUUCUUUUUUAUAAUGAUAUAUGUAAAUUGUCUUUUUUAGCCCGAUUUUGCGGUUUGAAAAAUUAUUUACGUAAACAAUUCGAUUCAUUUUUGGCUUAUCUUUAAUUCUUAAGUUUAAUUUGUUGUAAUGUGCUCAUUGCUUUAAACGUCACCAACAUUCAACCUAUUCGUACUAACAGACGUACGAACAAAGACAUACAGCAACGAACAGUUAGCUAGUUUUCUAACAAGCACGUGGUUUCCAUGUUAGAAUUAUUUUUCAUAACUUUUAUACGCAAAUACUUUUUGGCAUGCAAUAUUUUAAACAAAGAAGGGAGAGAAGACAAUCCUUCCCUACAAUGUUGGUUGGCGAGAUCUGUAGUGCUGCCCAAUAUUUUUGGUAAUACAUGUAAUCCUUUUCAUGAGUUAUUUCAUUAUUAACGUGUGUUAAAUAACAUG